This is a messenger RNA of Blepharisma stoltei, 369 nucleotides long. The record is from the annotation of a GenBank genome assembly. Lineage: Eukaryota; Ciliophora; Heterotrichea; Heterotrichida; Blepharismidae.
AUGGUAGACACACCUUUCACUCCUUUCACACCUCAUACCCCAAGGCCUGCUCUGGGAGAUAUUUCAAAUCACAAACUGCUUUUUAGUGCAUACAAAACACCUUUACAGUUGCCACUCCCUGAAUCCGAAGAAGAAAUCAAAGGACAAAUUCAUUUGAAUUUAGACGAAAUUGAAGAAAUCACCCAGGAGAGCUUAGGAAUUCAGCUUGAAAGUCCUAUUGAAUCCCCUAGAAUAAGCAUAAUCCCUGAUAGUAUUAUAGAAAUUGAUGAAAACGAUGUGUUCGAAGAUCUCGACUUUGAAAUUGUACAAAAUGAAAUUGAUCGUUAUUUAGAUACAAAACCUGAUUUAUUUCCUAGCAUAAUUGAUUAA